Molecule: messenger RNA, 303 nt
Organism: Oikopleura dioica
Lineage: Eukaryota; Metazoa; Chordata; Appendicularia; Copelata; Oikopleuridae
Source: the annotation of a GenBank genome assembly
AUGGAUGAGCUGCUAUGCAAAGCAAAGGAAGUGAAUCCAGAAUUAACCCUCGAAGUCAUUUUCACCGACUCGCUGGACGAAAUCAACGGAUCGGAGCAAUUUGUCGAGUCGCUCAAGAAACAGGGCAAACUGCAAGAUGUUCACUUUUUGCUGGAUCUGAAUGUGCUAGGUAGAAGCAACCCGAAAAUAUUCGCGACGAGUGAGACUACAAAAGUCGAAUUCGACCAUAUCAGAGCUGUGGAGAAGCGACUCAAGGAAUCGGGCUCGAAACAAGAAGCGAGAAUUGUCGCCGAUGAAUAUUGA